AUGGGAAACAACUGCGUUGGAUCGACGAAGGACGGUCUCUUCCAUUCCGUCUCGAAUUCGCUUUGGUGGUCUCGAUCGACAGGUUUUGUUUCUCAUGGCAGUAGAGGAAUUAAUAGUACUGAUGCAACACCACAAUUGAGUCAGAAGAACUCAGAAGCUCCUCUUUAUGUUCAAAACAAUGCCCCGGAACAAGUUAAAAUAGAAAAGGAAGACUAUAAGCCGGUGCAGCCUUCAAAUCAAAAGGAGAAGGUUCAACCAGACAAGCCUAAGGAACCGGCACAACCUCAGAAGCAGAAAGAAGAGACCAUACUUGCAAGACAAGUAACACUUCAAAAAGGAGAGACUAAACCAGCACAACCAAAAAUUCACAAGGAACCAGGACAACCAAUACCACAAAAGGCAGAGACUAAGCCAGCAGUGGCGGCGAGACCAAAGAAGCCUCAUAGUGUCAAGAGGGUAGCAAGUGCAGGGCUUCAGGCUGACUCUGUCUUGCAAACCAAAACAGGUCAUUUGAAGGAGUUCUUCAAUUUGGGCCAAAAGCUUGGACAUGGGCAGUUUGGGACAACUUUUCUUUGUGUGGAGAAAUCAACUGGAAAGGAGUAUGCUUGUAAAUCCAUUGCUAAAAGGAAACUGCUGACUACAGAAGAUGUGGAGGAUGUGAGGAGAGAAAUUCAAAUAAUGCAUCAUUUGGCAGGGAAUCAAAAUGUGAUCGCGAUUAAGGCAGCGUAUGAGGAUGCUGUUGCAGUUCAUGUUGUCAUGGAAUUAUGUUCAGGGGGUGAGCUGUUUGAUCGGAUUAUCAAGCGGGGCCAUUUCACCGAAAGAAAGGCAGCACAACUAACAAGGACUAUAGUUGGUGUUAUAGAAGCCUGCCAUUCUUUGGGUGUCAUGCAUCGUGAUCUUAAGCCGGAGAACUUUCUUUUCGUCAAUGAGGACGAGGAUUCGUCCCUUAAGGCUAUAGAUUUUGGAUUAUCAAUAUUCUUUAAGCCAGGGGAGAUUUUCAGUGAUGUGGUUGGAAGCCCGUAUUAUGUUGCACCUGAAGUCCUGCGCAAGCACUAUGGUCCAGAAGCAGAUGUAUGGAGUGCUGGUGUUAUCAUUUACAUUCUCUUAAGUGGGGUGCCUCCGUUUUGGGGUGAAACUGAGCAAGAGAUAUUUGAAGAGGUUUUGCAUGGUGAUCUUGACUUCUCAUCAGAUCCCUGGCCUAGUAUUUCUCAAAGUGCCAAAGAUCUAGUUAAGAAGAUGCUUGUUAGAAACCCGAAAAAGAGGAUAACUGCUCAUCAAGUUCUGUGCCACCCUUGGGUUCAGGUUGAUGGAGUGGCUCCAGACAAGCCUCUUGAUUCCGCAGUUUUAAGUCGCUUGAAGCAGUUUUCUGCAAUGCACAAAAUUAAGAAAAUGGCUCUUAGAGUCAUUGCAGAGCACCUCUCUGAAGAAGAAAUUGCUGGUUUAAAAGAAAUGUUCAAAAUGAUAGAUACUGACAAUAGCGGUCAAAUUACUUUUGAAGAACUUAGAGAUGGACUGAAAAGAUUUGGAGCUAAUCUAAAUGAGUCUGAAAUAUAUGAUCUUAUGCAAGCUGCAGAUGUUGACAAUAGUGGCACAAUCGAUUACGGGGAGUUCAUAGCAGCAACUUUGCAUCUAAACAAAGUAGAGAGAGAAGAUCAUUUGUUUGCAGCUUUCUCAUACUUUGACAAAGAUGGCAGUGGCUAUAUCACUCAAGAUGAACUUCAACAAGCCUGUGAGGAGUUUGGCAUUGUGGAUGUUCACUUGGAAGAGCUGAUCCGGGAAGUGGAUCAGGACAAUGAUGGUCGGAUCGAUUACAACGAGUUCGUUGCCAUGAUGAAGAAAGGCAAUGCAGAUUUUGACAAGAAAGGCCUUCAUACAAGUGCUAUUAGCAUUGGAUUUAGGGAGGCUCUAUCUGUUUGUUAAAAGGCAGUGAGGAAUUUUUCUUUGGACACAUUUUCCUUCCACCUUUCAUGAAUGUCUGGAACUUUUCAAGGCUUACAGAUAGAUCAUGAGGGCUCUGGUAAAUAUGAAUAGAUGCCUGCAACUUCACUGCUCCAACAUUUGAAUUUGCCCAAAUAGUUCUCAUUCACUAAUUUGUAUUGGAACAGAUGGGACAAUAGACUAUCUUCGCAUGUAAUAUAUGGUAGAAAGAAAUCACUGUACAUAAAGAGGCAUAACCUCAUUCUUGUUAUUAGUUUAUGUUAAUUUUUUUUUUCUUAAUGGUUGUUAUUAAAUCAAGAGGAAGAUUUUUUAAAGA
Molecule: messenger RNA, 2254 nt
Organism: Prunus avium (sweet cherry)
Lineage: Eukaryota; Viridiplantae; Streptophyta; Magnoliopsida; Rosales; Rosaceae
Product: calcium-dependent protein kinase 26-like
Biological process (GO): protein phosphorylation
Molecular function (GO): protein kinase activity; calcium ion binding; ATP binding
Source: RefSeq, a predicted model, not a curated record